Messenger RNA from Juglans microcarpa x Juglans regia, 494 nucleotides. RefSeq lists its product as uncharacterized. The coding region runs from base 88 to 444 and encodes 118 amino acids. Lineage: Eukaryota; Viridiplantae; Streptophyta; Magnoliopsida; Fagales; Juglandaceae. The transcript is spliced from 3 exons. The record is from RefSeq and is a predicted model, not a curated record.
GUGAAGGUCGAGUUUAUAGGAGUAGUAAAGUUAUCUUUGGAGUCUGGUUUUUCUCUUGUUUUGGAGAACACAUUUUUUGUACCGUCAAUGAGACGGAAUUUGAUUUCUAUAUCAAAACUUGAUGAAUCUGGUUAUUUUAUUGGGUACCCAGAUAGAUCAAAAGGAUAUAAGUUCUAUUGUCCUAAUCGUGGCACCAGAAUUGUUGAGUCCAUUACUGUAAAAUUUUUGGAAAAUGAUGUUGGUGUCAGUGGGAGUUCUGUAUUGAAGGAGUUAUUUGCUGAUCCUAAUCCAGUUGUUGUUCCAGUUCCCGUUGUACAGGAAAGAGCUGUUUCUCUGCCAAUUGAGAUUGUUAGUGAAGAACCUGAACAACAAGAAGAAAUUCCAACAAUAGUAGAGUCAUUUUCUGAGCCACAAGUCAGAAGAUCUCAAAGAGAAAGAAGAUAAGUGGUUUAGUGCUAUGGAAGAUGAAAUGAAUUCUAUGGAAAAGAAUAGAG